AUGAACGAGCAUGACAAAAUCCCAAAACCAAACCACCGAAAGCCCAAUCGGCAGGAUAAUCGGGAUACCGGCAAAUUCUGUCGGUACCACCAGCAAAACAGCCAGAACACCAAAGACUGCAUUAGCCUAAGGAAGAUCAUGGAACGGCUGAUUCGGGAGGGAAAGCUGGACCAAUACAUCGCUAGGCCGCAGCAGGCACCCGCCCCAAACGCCAAUCGGCAGAUCAACAUGAUCAGCAUGAUCAGCGGAGGCCCCACUCUGGCGGGACCUUCUAACCGGUCAAUGAAGCAAUAUGUGCGUGCCGCUCACUACCCCCAAGUCUUCGGCAUAGAAGACGAUCGGUGCCGCACGGUCCCGAAGGUGGGAUGGGAGCCCAUCACAUUUUGCGAAGAAGAGGAAGAAGGGAUCAUUUACCCCCACGAUGACCCAAUGAUCAUUCGGGCUGAAAUUGCCGACUACGAUGUAGGUCGGGUGCUGAUCGACACCGGGAGUUCAGUAAAUGUGAUUUUUGCUGAUGCCUUCAAAGGGCUGGGAAUUGCCGACAGUAUGGUCAAUGGGCAGAUAACGCCUCUCCUCAGUUUUUCUGGGGAUCUGAUCCAGCCAGUCGGCAGUAUCAGUCUGCCCAUUGCUUCGGCAUCGCUCCCCGAAAAACGAUGA
Molecule: messenger RNA, 657 nt
Organism: Prunus armeniaca (apricot)
Lineage: Eukaryota; Viridiplantae; Streptophyta; Magnoliopsida; Rosales; Rosaceae
Source: the annotation of a GenBank genome assembly